Messenger RNA from Juglans microcarpa x Juglans regia, 2978 nucleotides. Its product is annotated as type I inositol polyphosphate 5-phosphatase 2-like. Gene Ontology annotation, biological process: phosphatidylinositol dephosphorylation. NCBI's taxonomy places the organism in Eukaryota, Viridiplantae, Streptophyta, Magnoliopsida, Fagales, Juglandaceae. The coding region runs from base 689 to 2575 and encodes 628 amino acids. The transcript has 12 exons. The record is from RefSeq and is a predicted model, not a curated record. Gene Ontology annotation, molecular function: inositol-polyphosphate 5-phosphatase activity; phosphatidylinositol-4,5-bisphosphate 5-phosphatase activity; phosphatidylinositol-3,4,5-trisphosphate 5-phosphatase activity.
AUGCAAUUAGCUUUUGGGUUCGUUAAAUUGUUGGAGUUAUUCUGCACCUAGCUUGUGUUUUGACAUUUGAGUCCCUAUUUUUAUUUUUUUAUUUUUUAUAAUGGGUUUUAUUAGAUUAUGUUUAGCUUUUCACUCUUCUGUCAAUGGCUGUCAUGCCCACCGCCUUGCUGAAAGAAAUAGCCGCAGUGCCAAUAGUUUCAGUGCUACAGAUUUGUUGUUAUGAAAAUGAAGUUUUAGCCUUUCAGCAAUUCUGGGUCGUUGUUGAAUUUUCAACAAUAUCACGCAUCUAUGUUUAUGUAUUAGAAAAUUGCAACAUGGGGAAGGACCAUUAUGUAUUCUUUUUUUUCGCAAGUUGAGGUUGAAGAUGUCUGCUUGAUAUGUCCAUACCCUUUCUGUCCUUUCUAUUUGGUCGUGAUAUGAAUCUUCCUUUUAUUUGGCAUCAAAAUAAGCCUACCCUUAGGCUCUCUCAUCAGGUUAUGCCUGAAAUACCUCUUAUUUAACUAGUGAUUACAAGCUUGCUACUGUUUCUAUAUUCAAGGACCUGUCCGUUGAAAGUCCAAAAUAUUGGUGAUUCUGGCCUCUGGUGGAGAUUUUUUAUCUUGAGACUAUGAGAACCAAUCGAGGGAAACGCUCUGAGAUGUGUUUUGCCAAUUACAUUUGAUUGCAGGCCUUUUGGCCUUCCAUUGUGAUGAAGAAGUGGCUAAAUAUCAAGCCGAAGGUGUAUGAGUUCAGUGAAGAUGAGGUUGACACUGAGACUGAAAGUGAAGAUGAUGCUUGCUCUCUUAAAGAUGAAAGAAUGCACGUGCCUGAGGAUCACGCCCAGAGGACACAGGGGAACCUUUUCACUCGGCCCAGUCAAACUUCAGGCAGUACUUUGAUUUCUAUGGGUACAUCUUCCACGGAUUAUCUGUUAAGGCACAGGAGAGGAAAAUCCGAAACUUUGCGUGCACAGUACAUUAAUACAAAGGAUGUGAGGGUGACAAUUGGUACUUGGAAUGUUGCUGGAAAACUUCCAAAUGAAGAUCUUGAGAUUGAUGACUGGCUUUGUACAGAAGAGCCAGCAGAUAUUUACAUUAUUGGUGCUAAAAUCAAUCUGUCUCUUUUUCAAGAGGUAGUCCCUUUGAAUGCGGGGAAUGUUCUGGGAGCAGAGGAUAGCCGGCCUAUUCAAAAAUGGGAGGCAAUAAUUCGAAAAACUCUCAACAAAUCUUUGGAUCCUAAAAGCAAACACAAGAGUUAUAGUGCCCCACCCUCCCCAAUGCUAAGGACUUCUUCUGUUGCUGAUGUUCUUGCAUCUGAAAUUGAUGUUCAUCCAUUAGAGAUGAUGUGUGAGGAAUACACCAGGAAGAAAAAAUUUUAUGACAUGGAACAAGAGACACUGGAUAAAGGAAUUGAUAUUGGAAUGCAUUCUCAAUUGAGGAGAAUAUAUGGCAUUGAUUUCACCAGUAGAUUAGACUGGCCUGAGCAUUCAUUAGAUGCAACCCCUCAGGUAAUCUCCUCCAAUUCAAAGUUGCGGAGAGUAUUUAGCAGUUCGGGAAGAAUUGGAUAUAACUUGACAGAGAAUUCUCUACUAGGGAGUCCACAAACUUUGGCAUUAGAUGGUAGUAGAUUGAAACGAAUGCAUAAUAGCUCUGGUGAUCUAGGCUUGAUGUGGAUGGAGCAGCAAGAGAAGCCUGAAGUUCUCGAUUCUCUCUCUGAUAUUUCCAACACCUUUUCUGAUGAGGAAGAUGGUUUUUUUGAAUUACCAGAGGAGCAGCAUAAUUUUGAAGUAACCGAAAAUGGUGUGAAGUCAUGUCCUAGGUAUGUGCGAGUUGUCAGCAAGCAGAUGGUAGGGAUAUAUGUAUCAGUUUGGGUUCGAAAGAGGUUGAGAAGGCAUAUCAACAAUUUGGAAGUUUCUCUUGUUGGAGUCGGUCUAAUGGGCUACAUGGGAAACAAGGGCUCUGUUUCUGUUAGCAUGUCCCUGUUUCAAUCACGAAUGUGCUUUGUUUGUUCUCAUCUGACCUCUGGUCAGAAGGAUGGGGCUGAGCAGAGGCGUAAUUCUGAUGUCUAUGAAAUAAUACGACGUACCCGUUUCUCAUCUUUCUUUGAAACAAAUCAACCACAGACUAUUCCUUCUCAUGAUCAGAUAUUCUGGUUUGGGGAUUUGAACUAUCGUAUCAAUAUGUUGGAUACAGAAGUUAGGAAACUGGUUGCUCUUAGAAGGUGGGAUGAACUUCUAAAAAAUGAUCAGCUAAGCAAAGAACUCCGGAGUGGACAUGUAUUUGAUGGAUGGAAUGAGGGCGUGAUAGACUUUCCACCUACUUACAAGUAUGAAACCAACUCUGAUAGAUAUGUUGGUGAGAACCCAAAAGAAGGGGAGAAAAGAUCUCCGGCCUGGUGUGAUCGUGUGCUGUGGUUAGGAAAAGGUAUAAAACAACUGUCCUACAAAAGGGCUGAAAUAAGGCUCUCAGAUCAUCGACCAGUUCGUUCAAAUUUCUUGGUUGAAGUUGAAGUCCUAGACCAUCGGAAGCUGCAAAGGGCUAUCAAUUACAAUAGUGCAGCUGUACAUCCUGAAAUUUUCCCCGAUGAAGAGAGUUAGAAUGAGGUAACUGCCCAGUUAACAGGGAUUGCAAAUCAUUUUGGCAAGGUUGCAAGAUUGUUAUCCAGUUGAUGAUUGUUGGCUUCAAGAUAUACCCACCAACUAUCACUGUCUGACUAGUAGCUUACUAGAAGCGAUCCUCACUGUCAAGUACUGUUGCAGCCUGCAUCAGAAUUUAAGUUUGCCUUAGGUUAUACAAGCCAAUAAGUUAAUAGGACUAACAGGUAAAUGUAUAUAGUAAAGGCCUAUCCUUUUUUUUAAAGGCCUAUCCAUUUGUUUUUAUAGUUUUUGUUUUAGUCUUGUUUUGUUAAAUUUGUAGUUGAUUGGUUUGUGGAGCUGAUAUAAAUGCCAUUUGACAGUUUUUACUUAUAAUUGGAUCAAUACAUGCAAAAUCUUUAUCUUA